Messenger RNA from Daphnia magna, 1718 nucleotides. RefSeq names its product transmembrane protease serine 9. The transcript is spliced from 6 exons. The record is from RefSeq and is a predicted model, not a curated record. Gene Ontology annotation, biological process: proteolysis. The coding region runs from base 544 to 1521 and encodes 325 amino acids. Lineage: Eukaryota; Metazoa; Arthropoda; Branchiopoda; Diplostraca; Daphniidae. Gene Ontology annotation, molecular function: serine-type endopeptidase activity.
CAUUCACGGGGGCGAUUUGCAUACGCAAAUCGAGCAAGUUUGGAGUAUACCAGCAGAUGCUAAAAAUUCCCAAUUCCAUACAAACUCAUCCACUAACUAGACACAACGAUGCAUCAAUCAACCAACACACUUUGGAAGCAAUGGGUUUUCACCGGGAUCCGGAAGUAUCGUGUUCGGGACAUUGAACUUGAAACAACGACGCUGUCUAUCCUUUCUCUCUCUACCUUUUUUUUGUGAUCCAUACUCAACGAGUUGCGACCUUUGACAAACGAAAUUCACCUGCAGCUAUACAUCACACAUGACAUCACGAUACGGGUUCAAACGAAGAAAAACAAAUCCGUGCUGCUGCGCGUCUCCUAAGCCAUAAUUAGGAAGCAGGUGUAUACCUACCACCAGGUGCUCCGCGGCUAACAGCACACGCUUCAUUCUCUAACUCAUAGUGGUUACACACAGCAAGCAGUGAGCGCACAAUGUCUAUAAAAAUACUAGAGGAAGACCGGAUGCUUCAAUCAUUCCAUCGUUCAUUUCACGCUGUGUACCACCAUGUUUACACUUGUUCCCAUUUUGGUUUUCAUUUUCCUUUUAUCGCCUGGUCAAGCUUCGUUCCUCAAUGCAACUAAGGUGGCGUGCGGACGGAGCAAGUUGUUGACUCCUCUGGCGGGCGGCAAGAUUGUUGGCGGAGUAGCGGCUGAUUGGGGUCAACUUCCGUUCGUAGUAUCUCUGGAAUCUCCUCGAGGACAGCAACUCUGUGGGGCCGCCAUCCUCAACGAACGAUGGCUGGCUACGGCCGCUCACUGUAUUGGCAGUAACAAAGCCCACCAAAUUGUGGCUAUUGCGGGUUCACUGGAUCCGUCGUCGGCUUUGCAAGCGUCCAACCGUCAAGUGUCGGAGGGCGCUGAGGUUCGAUUGGCUCCCGGCUACAUUGAAGGAACGCAACUCGAUCUGGCUUUGAUCCGGCUCAAGCGACCGUUCAAGUGGCGCAACGGCUUCGUUGAGCCCGUCUGUUUGCCCCAUCUUUCAUCUUCGGUUGCUUCUUCACGUCAUCUCGUAGCAGCGGCUGUUAACGCCCGCCCCAGCAAAACUCUUCAUUCAAAUCAAACAGGUUUUCAAAACAAGUUGGCUACCGUAGAGGAAGGCGAUUCACAGGUGAACGAGGAUCGGAUGGGCCAUCAGGAACGGAGAAUGGGCUUAGUGGCCGGUUGGGGCUGGAAUGACGAGGGCGGUGUGAAUAUGAGCACGAAAUUACAUCGAGUCCAGGUGCCUUUGAUGAGCCGAUCCGAAUGCGAGAAACGUUUUCUUACUGCGGGCUAUUCCGUCCCCAUUGACAAGACGAAAGUAUGCGCUGGAUGGCCGGAAGGCGGUAAAGAUGCUUGUCAGGGCGACAGCGGUGGUCCCUUGGUUGUGGAACAGGAUGGUGUCAUGGUCCUAACAGGUGUCGUUUCUGGUGGAAUAGAUCAAAUAAAGAUGAUUUUUCAUUUAAUGAGGUUGCGCUCGGCCUGGCUUGCCUGGAUUGUACACUAACGUGGCACACUUCCUUCCCUGGAUGCUGGACAUUAUCAAAAAGAGGAAGUGAAACACUUCCUCUUAAUCAUUUACGAGUACAAUAAAUAAAUAAAAUAGAAUGUUAUUGACAUAAAAAAGUGUGGGGGCGGUUUCAGACACGGUGGGAAUAUUGUCAGGUUUUUUUCCCCCCUCAAUACAUUCAAAUGUUAAUCGUU